Molecule: messenger RNA, 1640 nt
Organism: Uranotaenia lowii
Lineage: Eukaryota; Metazoa; Arthropoda; Insecta; Diptera; Culicidae
Product: cytochrome P450 4d2-like
Exons: 2
Coding region: 103-1611 (502 amino acids)
Molecular function (GO): iron ion binding; oxidoreductase activity, acting on paired donors, with incorporation or reduction of molecular oxygen; monooxygenase activity
Source: RefSeq, a predicted model, not a curated record
ACCAUGCACUGAUAAGGUUGUUCUUCGGGUGUUCUAUCGGCGAAUGAAAAUAGUGCGAAAAUAUUCUGGCACAGACAGUUCGCCCUUAAUCGCGUCGGCAAAAUGUGGUUCACUAUUUUGAUAGUGCUUCUCAUUAUUCCGUUCUUGAGCAUUUCAGUAGAAAGUGUACGGAAUAUUUUUCUGUAUUUUAGAAUAAAACGAAGCCUACCGAAGUCAAGAACAAUCCCGUGGCUUCCAAUAGUGGGUAGUUAUGCUCUCUACAAAGAAGAUAUAUCGGCCACUGGAAUACUAACCGCUUUUCAUCGGUUAGUAAAGAAAUACGGGGAUAAUUUCCUGUUGCAGGGUUUAAUGAAUGAGCCAAUGGUUUACGUAAACACUCCGGAUGUGGCAGAACAAGUGCUAUCGACUCCUGGCAAUUAUAAGGCAAAAGUAUACGACUUCAUUGCUCCUCUGAGUCAAAACGGAAUUCUCACUACGUAUGGGACCAAGUUCGUAGAGAAACGCAAGAUGGUAGCCAGAGCGUUUAGCUACAGGAUGUUGAAAAUUUUCUGUGGAGUUUUUGGAAAUCAGUUCAUUCAUCUGCAAGAGAAAAUUCAGAGUAAAAUAGGAAAGGGAGAUUUCGAUGUGCACAAUGCUAUUUGGUGGUUUUCCCUGGAUGUGAUAGCAGAGACGGCUAUGGGAGUGAAGCUGGGCUGCCAAAAAGAUAACUCACUGCCGUACGCGAAAGCCCUUGAAGAAUUACUACACAUAAUUUCACGCAGAUUGCAUAAUCCAUUGAACCAAUACGAGAGCCUUUUUAGGUUACGAAGAAUGUAUCGACGUCAGAAUAUUGCGUCCAAAUACGUUCAUGACUUUGCUGAUGUCGUUAUAAAGAAACGAAAGCAGACGUUACUAGCUUCCAAGCCAGAUGGGUACGAAAACGACGAUCAGUGCAAAACUUUGCUCGAUCAUUUAUUGAUAGCCAAAGAGUGUGGUAAGUUCCUAUCGGAUGAAGAGCUCCGCGACGAAGUAAAUACAUUUAUUUUCGGAGGCCAUGAUACGACUGCAAGCACCGCAGCUUUUGCUGUCUACGAACUAUCUCAAAAUGCUGAUAUUCAACAGAGGGUCUACGAGGAGCUGAUAGCGGUGUUUGGUCAAAAUCUUGAGAAAAUUCCUUUGAACGUUAGCAAUCUUUCAAAGCUGAAGUACAUGGAUAUGGUGAUCAAAGAAACACUCAGAUUAUACACCACAGUACCGUUGAUUGGUCGAAAGGCAACAGGAGAUUUGAUUAUCGAUCAACGGGCCAUUCCCAAGGGAACAUCGGUAAUGAUUAUGGUACAAACGAUGCAUCAUGAUCCCAGACUUUAUCCGGAGCCGAAACGAUUUGAUCCGGAUCGUUUUACCGAUGAGGCCAUUUCGCGAAGGCAUCCUUUCAGUUUCAUACCUUUCGGAGCUGCUCCUCGACUUUGUGUUGGACAAAAGUAUGCAAUGGUUGAGCUGAAAUUAGUACUGAGUAUGCUUUUGAAUAAAUUUAAAUUUUUUCCAUGCAACCCAGAGAACCGUGUUCAGGUUAAGGUUAGUCUUACUUUGACUACCGAAACUGGAGUUAAUGUGAAGGUUGAACCACGUUAGAAUUAUAUUUUUAAAUUUAAUAAAUUAGU